UAAAUAUACAUCAUUUAAAACUGAGACCGAAUCAUUGCGGAUGGACUCAAUGAACAGUAUGGAACGAAGAUUGGUCGCUAUUGAGAACAAAGAAGACAGAAGUUAUACUUCCACUAGUGGGGAAGGGGGAGCUUCCAAAGAGGCUGUAGAUGGUUUGAAAACGCAAGUAAGACAACUUGAUAGAAUGGUAGGACUCCAUGAUGUUCGUUUAGCUGAGGUAGACCUCAGGAUGGACUGCAAUGACAUCACAUCUUAUGAUGGACACAUUAUCUGGAAGAUAACUGGAAUUGAACAAAGGAAACGUGAUGCCGUGAGCAGAAAGACCCUUUCACUGUACAGUCCUCCAUUCUACACUAGCAAGUAUGGCUACAAAAUGUGUGGACGUGUUUAUCUCAAUGGAGAUGGUAUCGGCAAAGGCACUCAUGUCUCCCUGUUCUUUGUUCUAAUGAAGGGAGAAUAUGACAAUGUACUUGAGUUCCCAUUUCGCCAAAAGGUUUCCUUCAUGAUUCUUGAUCAGUCAUCCGAG
Owenia fusiformis is the source of this 526-nucleotide messenger RNA. The record is from the annotation of a GenBank genome assembly. Lineage: Eukaryota; Metazoa; Annelida; Polychaeta; Sabellida; Oweniidae.